Molecule: messenger RNA, 6301 nt
Organism: Drosophila eugracilis
Lineage: Eukaryota; Metazoa; Arthropoda; Insecta; Diptera; Drosophilidae
Gene: Mcr
Product: CD109 antigen
Cellular component (GO): extracellular region
Molecular function (GO): endopeptidase inhibitor activity; protein binding
Source: RefSeq, a predicted model, not a curated record
GCGCUUUUAAAACGGUCACACUGCAUCAGUCAUCAAAGCGGGUGUGGAUCACUGUUGGUUUUGUGUUGUUUAAGUUUUUCGAAUCUUUGAGUUCCCGAGUUAGUUUUAUUUACCUUUCUGUUGAUUAAUACAAUGUGUAUAGUGUGUUGAGCAGCUUGAGCAGAUUAAUUUCGAAAACGAGCAAAGAUGUGGCACUCGCUGCGCGCCCUGCUCGUGGUAGCGGCCGUUUUGGAUGCACUGCACCCGACGGUCAGUCAGAGCGACACCUACUACAAUCCCAAUCAGAAUCAGCAGAAUCCACAACAACCGCUCCUGCCCAACCAGCAGUGGGGCAACAAUCCUCAAACGAAUCAGUAUGGCAACAAUCCUCAGAUAAAUCAAUACGGCAACAAUCCCCAAACGGAUCAGUAUGGCAACAAUCCGCAAACGAAUCAGUACAAUAAUGGCCAAAUCAAUCCCAACGAUCGCCCGCCGUUCAGGACCGAUUCGGGAAGCUACAAUAAUCUUGCUGGACAGAAUGAGUACGGUAAAGAGGGCUUUCCGAACAACGAAGAGCCUAGUUUGACAAGAGGAAAGUCUUCGUAUAACAUCAAAGCCACCUUUUUGGAAUCACUUCAUUCAAGGGAGCCUACUUACUUUAUUGUGGCCUCCCGAAUGGUCAGACCUGGUCUAAUUUAUCAGGUGUCCGUGUCCAUUCUUCAAGCCCAAUACCCGAUAACAGUUCACGCUAGCAUUGCAUGUGAUGGUGUCCAAAUCAGCGGGGACUCCAAGGAUGUCAAGGAGGGCGUGCCAGAGACGUUACUCAUGAGGAUCCCACCCACCAGUGUGACUGGAAGCUAUAAGCUAAGAGUAGAAGGUUUCUAUCAGAAUGUUUUUGGUGGGCUAGCAUUCCUGAACGAAACGAGACUGGACUUCUCACAGCGAUCCAUGACGAUCUUCGUGCAGACAGAUAAGCCGCUUUACAUGCAAGGAGAGACUGUAAGGUUUAGGACAAUUCCGAUCACUACCGAACUCAAGGGAUUCGACAAUCCCGUGGAUGUGUACAUGCUGGACCCAAAUAGGCACAUUUUGAAGCGGUGGCUCUCACGACAAUCUAACCUGGGUUCUGUUUCACUGGAGUACAAGCUGUCGGAUCAACCCACCUUUGGUGAGUGGACCAUCCGUGUGAUUGCCCAGGGUCAGCAGGAAGAGAGUCACUUCACGGUGGAGGAAUAUUACCAGACGCGCUUCGAAGUAAAUGUCACCAUGCCAGCGUACUUCUUUACCACUGAUCCGUAUAUCUACGGAAGGGUGAUGGCCAACUUUACCAGUGGUUUACCUGUAAGAGGUAAUCUUACAAUCAAGGCUACGAUCCGACCGAUUGGGUACUUCAGCAACCAAGUGCUGAAUGAGAAGUUUCGCCUGGGUCGGUCGCCUUUAGAGCAGACUAAUCUUUACAAUGAACGGUGGCGCUACAAUAAUCCAAAUCAGAAUCCCCAAGUGCCGUAUAACAUACCUGGGCAGCUGCCCCAGGAUGGAGCAGAUCUCUCCCAGGAUGUUCUCUACAGGAAUCAAUAUGUGGUUGAGCGGCAUUACCAGUUCGACGAAGAGUGGCCUUUCUGGGUGAAAAAACCAGAAUACCAGGAAACCUACGAGGCUUGGACUGGAACUUAUCGAAAGACCUUGCCGUUCCUGCGCUACUUUAAUGGUACUUUUGACUUUAAGUGGCCCUUAAGGGAGCUGGAGCUUCUGGUGCCCAACUUGGCCAACUCGGAAGUGCUGAUCACAGCCACAGUUGGUGAGAGGUUCUAUGAUGAGAUCAUCAGUGGUUACUCCGUGGCCAGGGUGUAUAACUCCAGUUUGAAAGUGGUCUUCCUCGGCGAGUCACCUCAGGUUUUCAAGCCCGCCAUGCCAUUCACCACUUAUCUGGCAGUAGAGUAUCAUGACGGUUCGCCAAUUGAUCCAAACUUAUUGCGCCAGGGAUUAAUGGAAGUCACUGGCUUCGUAGAAAGUCGCAAUGGUGGUAGGAGAGAUUGGCCAGCCCAGCGCUUGCAGAUGUCACAGCAGAGCGAUGGCAUCUGGGAGGUGAAGAUUGACAUUAGGAAUGAUCUGAACCUAGAUGAACGACCACAAUCGAGGGAUUUCUUGAACGGCAUACAAAAUAUGCGAUUGCAGGCGAACUUUAUAGACCCCCGAGGGGAACGCAUUCAAACGGAGCUUCUGUUGGUGUCCCAUUAUUCUCCCAGAAAUCAGCACAUCAAGGUAACCACCAGCACUGAGAAGCCCGUAGUUGGAGAGUACAUUAUCUUCCACAUUCGUACGAAUUUCUACCUCGAGGAGUUCAACUAUCUCAUCAUGUCAAAGGGUGUUAUUCUGGUGAAUGACCGCGAGACCAUCACGGAGGGUAUCAAAACAAUAGCUGUGGUCCUGAGUUCCGAAAUGGCACCUGUAGCCACUAUGGUGGUAUGGAAGAUUAACCAACAGGGACAAGUUGUGGCAGAUUCCCUAACGUUCCCAGUAAAUGGUAUAUCCCGGAAUAACUUCACCGUAUACAUUAACAACCGCAAGGCAAGAACUGGAGAGAAAGUGGAGGUGGCCAUCUUUGGAGAGCCUGGUUCCUAUGUCGGAUUAUCUGGCAUAGACAGUGCCUUCUAUACGAUGCAGGCGGGCAAUGAACUUACCUACGCUAAAAUCAUAACAAAAAUGUCUAGCUUCGAUGAACAGACCAACGGAACUUACAAGCACAUUUGGUACUCCCACGAGGGCAAUCCCGAUGAGUUGGUGUACUUCCCCGCCUCGUCCUUCGGCAUCGAUGCAAAUCGCACUUUUGAGUACAGCGGAUUGAUUGUUUUUACGGAUGGCUAUGUGCCCAGAAGGCAGGACACGUGUAAUCGUACUUUGGGUUUCGGAGAAUGCUUAAGUGGACGUUGCUAUCGUCUGGAGAAGCAGUGUGAUGGCUUGUUUGAUUGUGACGAUGGAACGGAUGAGAUCAAUUGUCAUCCCAGGAAUGACACCGAGCUCUUAGACUACAGAAAAUAUCGAUUCAAUCGAGUGCUGCGUCAUUACGAGAAUGUAUGGCUCUGGAAGGAUGUGAACAUUGGACCACAUGGUCGAUUCAUUUUUAACGUAGAGGUGCCAGAUGUUCCUGCUUACUGGAUGGUCAGUGCUUUUAGUGUGAGCCCAUCCAAGGGCUUCGGAAUGAUCAACAAGGCUUUGGAAUACGUGGGAGUUCAACCUUUCUUUAUCAACGUAGAAAUGCCAGAGGCUUGCAGGCAGGGAGAACAGGUUGGCAUCCGUGUCACUGUGUUUAACUACAUGACCACUCCUAUCGAGGCUAUUGUGGUGCUGCAUGAUAGUAAGGACUACAAGUUUGUGCAUGUGGAAGAGGACGGCAUUGUGAGGUCUUACAAUCCUAGAACCAGCUUCGGUGAGCAUCAAUUCUUCAUAUACUUGGAGGCCCAAGGAUCCACUGUGGUUUAUGUUCCGGUGGUGCCUCAGCGUCUGGGCAAUAUUGAAGUGACCCUGCGCGUAGCUACUCUGCUGGGUACAGAUACCAUCAAGAGAACAUUGCAUGUGGAGUCGGAUGGUCUGCCACAGUAUCGUCAUCAAUCGUUGCUCCUUGAUCUUUCGAAUCGUGCCUAUGUCUUGGAGUACAUGCAUGUAAAUGUGACCCAGACGCCAGAAAUCCCCUACCAAGUGGAUCGUUACUUUGUGUACGGCUCGAACAAGGCUAGGAUAUCCGUUGUGGGAGAUGUGGUGGGCCCGAUUUUCCCCACCAUGCCUGUGAAUGCCAGCUCUCUACUCUAUUUGCCCAUGGAGUCGGGCGAGCAGAAUGCCUUCAGUUUCGCCGCCAACCUCUACACGAUUAUGUACAUGCGAUUGAUUAAUCAGCGCAACAAAACGAUGGAGAAGAAUGCCUUCUACCACAUGAAUAUUGGCUACCAACGGCAGUUGAGUUUCAUGCGGCCCGAUGGCAGCUUCUCACUUUUCCGCUCCGACUGGAAUAACUCAGACUCGUCUGUUUGGUUGACCAGCUACUGCCUGAGGGUAUUCCAGGAGGCCAGCUUCUACGAAUGGGAAAACUUUAUAUGGAUCGAUGCCACCAUUAUUGAAAAGAACAUGCGUUGGCUUCUGCAGCACCAAACGCCACAGGGAUCUUUCUAUGAGGUCACUUGGCUCCCGGACAGGAAGAUAAAUCGCACCAACUAUGACAAGAACAUCACGCUGACAUCUCAUGUGCUCAUCACUCUGGCCACGGUAAAGGAUAUUUCUGGAACCCUGGGCUCCAGAGUUGCUUUGGCAACUCAGCGAGCUUUGGCCUAUAUAGAGAGAAAUAUGAAUUUCCUGAAACACGAGGCGCAACCAUUUGAUGUGGCCAUUACCGCCUAUGCUCUUCAGCUUUGCAACUCUCCGAUUGCCGAGGAAGUGUUCUCCAUUUUACGGCGCCAGGCCAGAACGAUAGGCGACUUUAUGUACUGGGGUAACCAGGAAAUCCCGCAACCUCCACGCAAAUUGGAAAAUCAAAAGUGGUUUUCACUGCCCCGCCUGCCUUACGAAUAUGAUUCUUUAAACAUAGAGACCACCGCCUACGCGUUAUUGGUUUACGUGGCACGUCGCGAGUUCUUCGUGGAUCCCAUUGUGCGAUGGCUUAACUCUCAGCGCUUAAACGAUGGCGGAUGGGCGUCCACUCAAGAUACCAGUGCAGCACUCAAGGCCCUUGUGGAAUAUACAGUGCGGUCGAGGCUGCGCGAGGUAUCCGCGCUAACAGUGGAAAUCGAGGCCUCAUCUCAGGGCGGAAAAACGCAAACCUUUUACAUUGAUGAUACAAAUCUGGCGAAACUACAGAGUAUUGAGAUUCCAGAUGCUUGGGGUACCAUUAAGGUGCAAGCCAAGGGUGCAGGUUAUGCCAUCUUGCAAAUGCAUGUGCAGUACAAUGUGGACAUCGAGAAAUUCCAGACCAAGCCCCCAGUGCCAGCAUUUGGACUUCACACCAAGGCAGUCUUCCAUGGCAGGAAUCAGUCGCACAUCUCCUACGUGGCCUGUCAAAACUGGAUAAACCAAAACGAGUCGCAACGCUCGGGCAUGGCUGUUUUGGAUGUGGCCAUUCCCACUGGCUACUGGAUUCAGCAGCAAAAGCUUGACAGCUAUGUGCUCAGCAAUCGUGUUAGGAAUUUAAGAAGAGCUCGCUAUAUGGAACGCAAGAUUGUCUUUUACUUCGAUUAUCUUGAUCAUGAGGACAUCUGUGUAAACUUCACCAUAGAACGCUGGUAUCCAGUGGCCAAUAUGUCGCGCUAUCUGCCGGUGCGGAUCUAUGACUAUUAUGCACCGGAACGCUUUAACGAAUCGAUAUUUGAUGCUCUGCCGACAUAUCUGCUGAACAUCUGCGAGGUGUGCGGUAGCUCUCAGUGUCCAUACUGUUCCAUCUACAACAUGGGCUGGCGCGCAUCCAUGUCCAUGUCCCUGCUCUUCUUUAGCGUUUUUAUAUACCUGCUGCGGAGUCGUACGCACCUGGUCUUAAAUAUGAUGCAGCUGCUCACAUAGAAAAAGAAAGAAAGAUAUCCACAAAGUCACCUACGAAUCACUUUGCUAAGAUUUAUAGUGUUUUUGUUCAUUUAUUAGUUUUUUGUUUUGAGUUUUAGAUUUUUUUGUUUGCCAACGAAAUUGCAUUCCGUCCAAAAAUGCUGGUCAACAUUUUGGUUUUAUUUUUAGUUUUUUUCUCUGUAGUACUCCAUAGACCCGCUGUAGAAUCGAAUGUACAAAGCAGCAGUUAAUCAUAAUUUAAUUUUUAUUUUUAUUGCUGAACAAAGAAUAUUCUGCUAAACAUAAAGCAGACCACAUGUAGCCACCUAAUGUAUCUUGUAAGUUGUAACGAACCGUACUAUGCCUUAUCAUAGAGCGGGCUCCAAGUGCGGAAUGAAAAAUCAAUCAAUGUGUCUUUCACAAAAUGCCUUUAAUAGAUUUUAGAAAUCGUUAGGAAAUGUAUCUUGACAAAAUGUUUGAAUGCAUAUCAAAUGAGAAAUUAUCUAAUUUGUAUUAAUCUUGAAUUAUUUUUAAACGAAACUAAGCGAAAAACGUUGAAUAAACCGUCCAAUUAAUUUAUGCAAUUAAUGAAUCUGCAUAGUUUGUAAGUUUUAUACGUAUUCCCUCCAAAUGAAUUACAAAUAGUUUUUAAAUUCUAUAAAAAAAUCUCACAUAUCCAUGUCUAAGAAGCUGAAUAAUACCACAUUGAAAAGUCCCCUUUCUUACUUUAAGAAUCGAAUCUCCAUGCAUUGUCUUGUGUUUUCUUUUGUAAUAAACGAACUCUGAAAAUAAAUAAAAAUAA